This is a messenger RNA of Amphimedon queenslandica, 2000 nucleotides long. Its product is annotated as stimulated by retinoic acid gene 6 protein-like. The transcript is spliced from 17 exons. Gene Ontology annotation, cellular component: plasma membrane. Gene Ontology annotation, molecular function: retinol transmembrane transporter activity; signaling receptor activity. Gene Ontology annotation, biological process: vitamin A import into cell. Lineage: Eukaryota; Metazoa; Porifera; Demospongiae; Haplosclerida; Niphatidae. Bases 1 to 1860 code for a protein of 619 amino acids. The record is from RefSeq and is a predicted model, not a curated record.
AUGGUAGAGUUGAGAAUUGUGGUUUGGGUAAUACUCAUUUUUAUGCAAAAGAGAACAAAGAAGUAUCCCGAUUGCUUUGGAGGGAGACCAGGAUUCGUUUUUCCGAUAAACUUCCUUAACCCUCGGCACAAGUUCGUCUAUGUGAUGGCUUGUGGUGCUCUUGCCUCAACGUGGUUUCAGAUUACUUUGAAUGAAUACAGCAUUGACUUUAAUGUGAACAAAUGGGGAGCCAGCUUUGUUAGCAUUUUCUUUAUCAUGUAUUUGCUUCUUGUUAAUAUUAUCGUGACAUUUCCACUCCUGGCCUGUGUUGAAGCACCUGUCCCUAUUGUUGGAUAUACUCUAGGGGCCAUAUACAGUGAUGUGUAUUUGGGAAUUGGAGUGUAUAACCUUGUGAUGAACCUACGUCAAGCAGAUGCAGAUGAUAUUGGAACUCCAAAAGUCUACUCUAAUUUACUGUAUAGUCAAUACGUGAUUGCAUAUGCUCCUGAAAUCUUUUGCAUUAUUGGUAUUGUGCUAUGGUAUCAUUACAAAAUCAUUAGAGAGACUGUGAGAAUUUGUAGAGCUGAUGGCAACUGGAAGGAAGUUGUCGUUCAACAACCUCAAUCUCAGUCUCAGAUCAAGUAUGUCAAACGAUUACUAUAUGAGAGGAAUCCAACUUUCUUUAAGAAACACAUUAAUACAAGGGUGAAGCUUCCAUUCUCAUUAUUGAUAGUAUGUAUUGUUGAUGCUGUCAUUAUCUUUCAGCUUGUUACAUUCACUGUUUUUCUAAUACCAUAUCUGUUUGACUAUUUAAAAGGAGAAGUAAAAUCAUGGAAUGAUGAGAUUCUAUUUUUGAAUGACAAUCAAAUAAAGAUCGCUAAUAGGGUCUUUGACAGUUUGACUUCUAUAUCAGUUCUUUCACCAAUUUUAGCUGUUGUCAUUUUGGUGGGGCAUUUCAUUCAUGUUAUAUACUCAGUCCAAGUUGAAUUGAAAGAAUUUAGAACUGGAGGGAAAAAACUCUUCAAAAAGAUAAAGUUUCCAUCAAUUACUUUGUCUUCUUCUGUAAGGUAUGCUGGAUAUCAAAUUGCUGCAGUAAUAACAGCUUGGUUUGUCUAUUAUUUCGUCAUCUUUGUGUUACUUUCUCUCGUGGCUGCAUUGAUAAUAUUCCCUUCACAGCUGGGAUACUACUACUACAAAUUUUUUGUCCUUGUUGCUUGGUUUGUGAUUUUAACAGUCUCCCAGAUUAUCAUUUGCAAGUUAUUAUUUGUAGCUAAAGAAAGCAGUUCAAUGAAGACAUUGAUCAUUACCAACAAGAGAAUGUUUUGCUUCUUUUCUUAUGUUAUGCUUUUGUAUAACAUUGCCACUGGACUUAUGACUGCUAUUUUGCGUGUCACUCUCUCUUUCUUGUCUAUGGUUAUCCUGCUGCCGCGAAUGGACCGCCUCCUGUUUUUAAAAGGUUUUGAAAGAUUUGAUUCAGGCUUUAAUAUGUAUAAAAGUUUUGUCCUGGUCGAGAAUUUGCUCAAAAACCCAGUCCUUCAAGUCUUUGUUAUGCUCCUGCAAUCAAACAAAAAGCUGAGCUCUGAGAACCAUGAUUUCUCUAUGAAGAUGAUGAGCGAAGGAGACAAUGAUUAUAUUUUGCCAUCAGCUGCUGCCAGGGUUUCUACUCGAGCCAGAAACCGCUGGUUUGUUGCUUACACGCUCAUUAAGAACCCAAAGCUAAGGAAGACCUGGGCAGGAGGUUAUACUGAUAAAUGUGAUGAUGAUAUUACUCAAAAAGUAGAUGUUGUAGAGUAUGAUGGAGUUUCCUUGCUACCUGAGGCUAUGAUUGAUUUACCUGAUGAGAAAAAGCUCCUGUCACCUUAUUCAGCUUCAGAAUGUUAACAAAUGUAAAGUCAAAUUGACUUCUUAGUCUGACUGCAUAUCUAUUAUCUAUUCUAAUUUGGUUUCAUUUUCCCCAUUUUAUUUUUAUAAUAAUUACUCACAUUGUGCAAAUCAUGUUGUAAAAAUUACACAGCAAAAAA